UUUAGUUUUUUUUUUAUUAUGGGUUUUGCUUUUGGAUAGGCCUUAACUAGUUAUUAUUAUUAUAUUUAAUAAUCAGUGUAAAAGAUUUUUUAAUGUUGCGCAAGUUAGCUUUGCGUUCUCCAACGUGUUUAAGAGCGUCUGUAUUUCAAAGACAUUAUGCGGAUGCUGUUAAAGGAGCAGUAAUAGGUGUGGAUUUAGGCACAACCAAUUCAUGCGUUGCUAUAAUGGAAGGCAAAACCGCUAAAGUUAUUGAGAACUCUGAAGGCUCUCGCACAACUCCUUCUGUCGUUGCCUUCACUGCAGACGGCGAACGACUUGUCGGUCAACCUGCUAAACGCCAGACUGUUACGAACCACCUUAAUACCGUCUACGCUACCAAGCGUCUUAUUGGGCGUAGAUUCGACGAUAAAGAAACCCAAGAAGAUAUUAAAAUGGUUUCUUACAAAAUUGAAAAAGCUCCUAACGGGGAUGCUUGGGUUCGUGCUCAGGGCAAGUCCUACUCUCCUGCCCAAAUUGGUGCCUUUAUUCUUCAAAAGAUGAAAGAAACUGCUGAAAAUUAUCUUGGCACUAAAGUUAAGAAUGCUGUGAUCACCGUCCCCGCCUACUUUAACGACUCCCAGCGGCAAGCCACCAAAGAUGCCGGCCAGAUCGCCGGUCUGAACGUUUUAAGGGUCAUUAACGAGCCCACCGCCGCUGCACUUGCUUAUGGAAUGAACAAAACCGACAAAGAUCAGAUAAUCGCUGUUUAUGACCUCGGCGGGGGCACCUUUGACAUCUCCGUGCUAGAAAUUCAAAAGGGGGUUUUUGAGGUCAAGGCCACCAAUGGGGAUACUUUUCUCGGCGGCGAGGAUUUUGAUAAAACCCUCGUGGACCACUUUGUGGCGACCUUUCAGAAAGAGCAGGGUAUCGACCUCCGCAAGGACGCAUUUGCGUUGCAGCGUCUGCGCGAGGCGGCCGAGAAGGCGAAAGUUGAGUUGUCCUCGUCGUCGCAGACGGAGAUCAAUCUCCCGUACAUCACCGCGGGCGCUUCAGAGCCGAAACACUUUGCUAUGAAGCUCACGCGCUCUCAAUUGGAAAAACUCACGGCCAAGCUUAUCGAGCGCACUAAAGAGCCGUGCCGACGGUGCGUGAAGGAUGCCGAUAUCAAGUUUAGCGAUGUCCACGAGGUCAUUCUGGUAGGCGGGAUGACGCGUAUGCCCAAAGUAGUCUCCACCGUGCGGGAACUGUUUGGCCGCGAGCCGUGCAAGGGGGUCAAUCCGGAUGAGGCUGUCGCCAUUGGUGCGGCCAUUCAGGGCGGCGUUUUGGCUGGGGACGUCAGUGAUGUGCUUCUCUUGGACGUCACGCCGCUGUCGCUUGGCAUUGAAACUUAUGGAGGCGUCUUCACUCGCCUAAUAAACCGCAAUACGACUAUUCCUACUAAAAAGUCGCAGGUUUUUUCUACCGCUCAGGACGGCCAGACACAAGUUGAGAUCAAGGUCUUUCAAGGCGAGCGUGAAAUUGCGGAGCGCAAUCAACUUCUCGGGCAGUUCAGCCUUUCCGGCUUUCCCCCGGCUCCACGUGGUGUACCCCAGAUCGAAGUCACCUUUGAUAUCGAUGCAAAUGGCAUCGUUAAUGUCCACGCGCGAGACAAAGGGACCAACAAGGAGGCCAAUAUUGUCAUCCAGUCGUCCUCUGGUCUUUCCAAAGAGGAGAUAGAGAAGAUGAUUAGAGACGCCGAGCAAUACGCCGCGGAGGACAGUAGGCGCAAGGAGACUAUCGAGGCCAGGAAUGCCGCCGAGUCGAGAAUCAACACUGUCGAGACUACCCUCGAGGAGUACAAGUCCCAGGUGACCGGGGAGGACCGCUCUAAAAUCGAAGAAGAGGUGCGCAAGCUGAAGGACGUGGUUGCGAAGGAGCAAGUGGAGUUGGAGGAACUUAAAGACGCCACUGCCGCCUUCGACAAGGCGACAUCCGAACUGUACCAGAUCAUCUCGAAGAAGAACCAGCAGCAGUCUGCCACUGAUGAGAAAAAGGACGAUCCCCCGAACGCCGAGUUUAAAGAUGCUGAAGAAAAAAGCAAAUAAGCGCCUUUUACUUAAUGGAUUUUUUUUUAACUAAAUAAAUAAAAGUUUUUUAUAA
Zophobas morio is the source of this 2118-nucleotide messenger RNA. Its product is annotated as stress-70 protein, mitochondrial-like. NCBI's taxonomy places the organism in Eukaryota, Metazoa, Arthropoda, Insecta, Coleoptera, Tenebrionidae. Gene Ontology annotation, cellular component: mitochondrion; cytoplasm. Bases 93 to 2063 code for a protein of 656 amino acids. Gene Ontology annotation, biological process: protein folding. The transcript is spliced from 12 exons. The record is from RefSeq and is a predicted model, not a curated record. Gene Ontology annotation, molecular function: ATP-dependent protein folding chaperone; ATP binding.